This is a messenger RNA of Hevea brasiliensis (rubber tree), 2477 nucleotides long. Its product is annotated as protein VASCULAR ASSOCIATED DEATH 1, chloroplastic. Gene Ontology annotation, biological process: negative regulation of programmed cell death. The record is from RefSeq and is a predicted model, not a curated record. The coding region runs from base 213 to 2219 and encodes 668 amino acids. The transcript has 17 exons. Lineage: Eukaryota; Viridiplantae; Streptophyta; Magnoliopsida; Malpighiales; Euphorbiaceae.
UCAUGGGCAGCGAGCCACAUGUUAAUGGGUCAACGUCCCGCAAUAAGACUUCUUUGUGCAGUGGGAUUGACUGCAACGGCGGCUUAAACCGAAUAUUCCACCGUUUGGACGUUGGCGAAGAGCUGGGAACACCCCCAACCACCUCUCACUCUCUCUUCGAUCAAAUUUCAUUUUCCUUUCUCCAAGCUUCCUAAUUCUGGAAUCAAACUCCCAUGGCAGUGGCCUCAGAAACCGCAGAGGGGAUUGAUCCCCUGCCAAUGGAGCCUUCUGCUUCAAAAUCUACUUCUGACUUGCCUUCCGAAUUGUCUUCCCCAUCUUCUCUUUUCUCCGCUGCCGACACGCCUGAUCUAACCGACCACUCCAAUUCUUCUCCAAACCCAAACCGCGAUGGCGAUAUUCAGCCGUUGGCAUUAUUGAGGAGUGAAGAGUACCGACAACUUUUCCGUCUUCCAUCUGAGGAAGCCCUUGUACAGGAUUUUAAUUGUGCAUUCCAGGAGAGUAUUCUUUUUCAGGGGCAUAUGUAUCUUUUUACGAGCUAUAUUUGUUUUUACUCCAACAUUUUUGGAUUUGAGACAAAGAAAAUAAUUCCCUUUAUUGAAAUUACAAGUGUGAAAAGAGCCAAGACAGCUGGAAUAUUCCCUAAUGCAAUAGAAAUAUUUGGCGGAGGGAGAAAGUACUUCUUUGCGUCAUUCCUAUCCCGUGAUGAAGCUUUCAAGCUCAUCAAUGAUGGAUGGUUGCAGCAUUGCAAUGGUGCUAAAGCAAUACCAGAACAUCAGGAAUCAAUAUCUGUGUCUAAUGGUCAAGAUGAUGGACUUGUUGUAAUUGAAAAGGUGGAUAGCUUUAAAGAAGUCAAUGAAUUGGAUUCCAGUGCCAGGGAUAAGGAUACUUCUCCUUCAAAUGACUAUAAGCUUUCACCCCCUUCCUCAGUUGAGAAUGACAGUGUCUCAGUAACACUUACAGAGACACAAGAUAAUGUGGAACGGGAUGUUGAACGAGUUGGAUAUAUCGACUCUUCAUCUUCAGUUGAAACUUGGACAUGGAAUGAGGAGGAAACUGAUGCACCUGAGAUUCGAAAAUCAUAUACAAGAGUAGGGGAAACAAAAUUUCCGAUAAAGAUAGAGGAGUUUUUUAAUUUGUUCUUUUCAGAUGGUGCUAGAAAGUUUGUUGAAUCUUUCCAUAAAAGAUGUGGAGAUAAAGAAUUCAGGUGCUCUUUGUGGUACCCACAGGAGAAGUUUGGGCAUACUCGUGAUGUGUCAUUUCAACAUCCAAUAAAACUUUAUUUUGGUGCAAAAUUUGGCAGCUGCCAGGAGGUCCAGAAAUUUCAAAUAUACAGAAACAGUCAUUUGGUUAUUGAGACGUCACAAGAGAUCAAUGAUGUACCAUAUGGAGAUUAUUUUCGUGUUGAGGGGCUAUGGGACAUAGUUAAAGAUGGUGAUGAAUCAAAAGAAGGCUGUAUUUUGCGGAUAUAUGUGGAUGUGGCAUUCAGCAAGAAAACUGUUUUCAAAGGGAAAAUAGUGCAGUCUACCUUGGAAGAGUGUCGUGAAGCUUAUGCAUUAUGGAUAAAUAUGGCACAUGAAUUGUUGAAGCAGAAGAACCUUGAAAGACGAGAAGAAGGUCGUGCUACUAGUGUGAUUCAGAAUCGUGAAGUGAAUUUGGAAAGUGAAGUGAAGACUGGGGAAGCCUUGGAAAGGUCAACAAGCCAGUUAAAUGACCAUGGAAGGCUGGCACAUGUGUCUGGUUUAUUGGAUGUCAAUGAAAGGGUUGGUAACCUCGUGCAAGGAAACUUCAUGAAUGCUACAUCAGAUGCAUCUUUGUUAGGAGAAUAUGUGGCAAAAUUCUGUAAAUAUUUGAAAAGCCAGAGCCAAGUUACCAUGAUCUUAGUUGUUGCAUUCGCUGUUAUCAUCCUGAUGCAGGUACGCAAAUACGUAUCAUUCCUUACAGUGAUCGGAGGAUGUUUUAAUACAGUUGUACGGUUUAAUGAAAGAAUGUGGCAUGAUGUUUUCUACCUUGUUGGUUCUGUGGCUAAACUAUGUCAUGUGCCUUAUGCAAAGUUAUUUGUGCUGCUUAGUCUUACCCCACAAACUUUAGCAUUGUUCAACAAGCUCCUUCGUCCAAGAAGGGGUUUUUAUUCCACAUCUCACUGGGCUAGGCACUUGUUGUUCUAUGCAAUCAGAGACUGGAUUCCUUAUACGAGUCACUACCUUCAUAAUUUGAAAUGACCAGUAGUUGUUGCAAAAUAGCUUUUUCCUGUGCUCAUGGUUUUGUGUGUAAAUUAUCUGACCCCGUCUUAUCAUUAUGACAGUAGCCUUCUAUUGAGCUCAAUUUUUGAUUUUAGGUGAGCAUACUUGUCCUAUUGAACAGACCCCAAAAUGUUCAUGUGGCUCCUUCGGGAAACUAUUACAUAGGCAGCAUGGGUGGUGGAAUAGGCGAAAGAUCAGCUGAAGCUGUGGCUUGGUUAGAGAGGCGGAUGCACCACC